Messenger RNA from Rattus rattus (black rat), 912 nucleotides. RefSeq names its product zinc finger protein 239-like. The transcript has 3 exons. Lineage: Eukaryota; Metazoa; Chordata; Mammalia; Rodentia; Muridae. The record is from RefSeq and is a predicted model, not a curated record. Gene Ontology annotation, molecular function: RNA polymerase II cis-regulatory region sequence-specific DNA binding; DNA-binding transcription activator activity, RNA polymerase II-specific. Gene Ontology annotation, cellular component: nucleus. The coding region runs from base 1 to 912 and encodes 303 amino acids. Gene Ontology annotation, biological process: regulation of transcription by RNA polymerase II.
AUGGAAGACGCCAUGCUGGACAGAAACCCCUUUAUGAAUAUACACAAAGUGAUAAAGCCUUCACAUAUCAAAGUCAUCGUCAAAAGUACAAAAGAGUUCAAACACGAGGUGAAUCCUCUGAAGACUUUCAACAUAGUGAAGCUCUUGUAUCAUCGAAUACAUGAAAGAACACAUACUGGAAAGAAAGACUAUGAAUGUAAUCAAUGUGGUAAAGCCUUUGCACAUUGCAGUUAUCUCCGAUUACAUAAACGUAUACAUACUGGAGAGAGACCCUACAAAUGCAAUCAAUGUGAUAAAGGUUUUUCACAAAGUGGCAAUCUCCAAAUUCAUCUAAGAACACACACUGGUGAUAAACCUUAUGAAUGUAGUCAAUGUGGCAAAACCUUUGCACAUCACACUGCAUGGAGAGCACAUAAAAGAACACAUACUGGAGAGAAACCCUAUAAAUGUAAUCAAUGUGAUAAAGCCUUUUCACAACAAUGUCAACUCCAACCACAUAAAAGAACACAUACUGGAGAGAGACCCUACAAAUGCAAUCAAUGUGACAAAGUUUUUUCACAAAGUGGUAAUCUCCAAAUUCAUCUAAGAACACAUACUGGAGAGAAACCUUAUGAAUGUAGUCAAUGUGGCAAAACCUUUGCACAUCACAGUACUUUGAGCGUGCAUAAAAGAACACACACUGGAGAGAAACCUUAUGAAUGUAAUCAGUGUGGCAAAACCUUUGCACAUCACAGUAGUUUGAGCGUGCAUAAAAGAACACAUACUGGAGAGAAACCUUAUGAAUGUAAUCAGUGUGGAAAAGCCUUUGCAUAUCAGAGGCAUCUCCAAACACAUAAACUAAUACAUAGUGGAGAGAAACCCUACAAAUGUAAUCAGAGUAAUAAAGCCUUUUCACAACAACAUCUUCUCUGA